Andrographis paniculata is the source of this 2238-nucleotide messenger RNA. Its product is annotated as putative glycosyltransferase 7. NCBI's taxonomy places the organism in Eukaryota, Viridiplantae, Streptophyta, Magnoliopsida, Lamiales, Acanthaceae. The coding region runs from base 346 to 1641 and encodes 431 amino acids. The transcript has a single exon. The record is from RefSeq and is a predicted model, not a curated record. Gene Ontology annotation, molecular function: galactosyltransferase activity. Gene Ontology annotation, cellular component: trans-Golgi network; endosome; membrane.
UCCUAAAAUCCUGUUCUUAUACUUCUUUCCCAAUUCACAGACAUAUUCCUGCUAUUCCUCUUCCUGCCUGCCCUGCAUCAUUAAACUCUAUCCACUUCAUUUUCCAUUUCAAUCAAUUUCCUGCAAUUCCCACUUCAAAAAACCAGUCUUUAUUCAUUGAAUUCAAAACAUACAUAUAUAUAUAUGUGUGUGUGUGUGUACUUGUGCGUGCGUGUGUGUAUUUAUCUAUGUAUGUAUGUAUGUAUGUUUGUAUAGUAGUAAACAGUCCAGGCCUCCUCGUAUUCUCAUUCCCUGACAUCCUCAAUCUCUUCGAAUCGAAUUAAGUAAUCACAUACAGAUAUAUCCAUGGCGAAACCCCUUCUCCACGGCAAACCCUCACGCGACAGGCCGUGCUACUCCUUCUGCGUUGCAGUCAUCGGCGUCGUUAUAUUAUUCUGGACUGUAUGGACCCUCACCGACUCCUUACCCACCUUCUCCGCGAUUCUGUCCGUACAGGACACGAAGGAGAAGGACUGUCUGAACCUAAACCAGGCGGCGAAACAUGAGCCGUCCGAUAAGACCUUCUACGAUGACCCGGAUCUACGCUACACCGUCGAUCAAAGAAUCGACGGCUGGGAUGAAAAGCGACGUGAUUGGCUGAAGCAUCACCCGGCGUUCCUCGCCGGCGCAAAUAACCGAUUGCUUGUCCUCACGGGAUCGCAGCCGUCCACGUGUAAGAAUCCCGGCGGAGAUCAUUUGCUGCUGAGAUUCUUCAAGAACAAAGCCGAUUACUGCAGGAUUCAUGGGUACCCAAUUUUUUACAACAAUCUUUUAUUACAUCCUAAGAUGAAUUCGUAUUGGGCAAAAAUUCCGGUCGUCAAAGCCGCCAUGUUAGCCCACCCGGAAGUGGAGUGGAUCCUCUGGAUCGAUUCGGAUGCCAUUUUUACAGACAUGGAAUUCACGAUUCCUUUCGAGAGGUACGAGGAUCAUAACCUCGUAAUCCAUGGCUGGCCUGACAUGAUCUACGAGAAGAAGAGCUGGGUCGCUGUGAACGCCGGAAUUUUCCUGAUCCGUAAUUGCCAGUGGUCGAUGGACUUUAUGGACACGUGGGCCCAAAUGGGCCCAAUAAGCCCAGAUUACGAUAAAUGGGCCAAAAUCCUGACUGAAACCCUAAAGGACAAAGCGUUCCCAAAUUCCGACGACCAAUCGGCGCUGGUGUAUCUGCUUUUGAAGGAGAAGCGGAAAUGGGGGGACAGAAUCUACGUCGAGAAUACCUACGAUUUGCACGGCUACUGGCUGCCGAUCGUCGAUAAAUUCGAGGAAUUCGUCGAGGAAUACGAGGGGAUUGAGAGGAAGGAAGCGCGGCUGAGGCGGCGGCACGCGGAGGUGGUUACCGAUGCCUACGCGGCGGAGCGUAAUCGUCAAUUGGAUAGCAGCCGGCGCCGGCGCCGGCGGCCGUUUAUCACGCAUUUCACCGGCUGCCAGCCGUGCAACGGCGAGCAUAAUCCGGAUUACAAAGGCGAUUCGUGCUGGGUAGGGAUGGAAAGGGCGCUGAAUUUCGCGGAUAAUCAGGUGCUCCGGAGUUUCGGGUUUGGGCACCCGGAUUUGAGAAACGGAUCCUACGUCAGGCCAUUGCCGUACGACUAUCCACGGCGUCAAUAGCAAGCACGGAGGAAGUUACUGUUACUGUUACUGUUACUGCUGGUUGGUAAGGAUUCUUAAUUCUUUCCAUCUUUACUGAUCCAUGGAGAAGAUCGAUAGUGAUAGAAAGAUAUACAUAUUUCGCAGCUGUUUUUUUUUUUUUUACCCUGUUUCAAUAUCAAUAUGGUGUCGCUUUCUGGUUUUGAUGAUCGGAGAAGGCCGGCGCAGACAAAUUGUGAAAUCCCUUAAUUAAUGGCAACUUUUGUCUUCUCCAUCUCCUUUUUCUUUCUCGCCACUGUUCUGGACUUUUAAAAAUUGAAUCUUGACCGACUGUUGCAACAUCAGACAGAGAAUUGCUGCUGUGAUGGUGGUGCAAAUAAAUUAUUAUAAUCAUUGGUUGUGCAUUCCCCUUAAUUGCAGGCAAUUUUAGACCUUUUUCUUUCUUUCUUGGUUCUUUAACAUGGAAGUGGAUUGAUGCAGUGAGUGGUGCCCCUAAAUCAGGCUAAUUUGGCGGGCACGCAUUGUAUUGUGUUCUUGAAAACUUCACUUAAAAAAGACAAUUUUUGUGUGUGCUUUUACAUAAUUGGUGCCUCCAUGUCAUAAUUAUACUGCUGCUUU